AAAUUAUAGCUUCUCGUCUUUUCAAUUUCAAUUUGUGUUUUUCUGUUCGUGCAUUUAUAAUUCAUUUUACUUUAAAAAAUUCAGGGCAUAGUCAAACACUCCCCCCCAACACACACACACACAUGCCGCUGUAUGAACUCGUUUGCAUUUCCAGGUCGACAAUCACUCAGGAGAACAUGCGGAUGCUGCUGAAGAGGUCGGCAGAGACAGUGUUGGAUCGCGGAGGCGCCGUGCGUGGGUUUGUUAACAUGGGUAGAGAUCAGCCGCUGCCGUACCGCAUGAAGAGGCAUAUGGAGUAUCACACUCGCGGAUCGUUUUGGCUCAUGCACUAUUACUCGAACCCGAAUACGUCCAGUGUGUUGAUGAGCCAACUGAAGCUUGACCCGCGCAUUAUUAGGUGCAAUGUGGUCAAGGUUACAGACAAGUUGAGCGAGAUGGUUUCCGUCGGCGAGCGGGCGUAA
This is a messenger RNA of Kickxella alabastrina, 461 nucleotides long. Its product is annotated as 30S ribosomal protein S6. The transcript has 3 exons. Lineage: Eukaryota; Fungi; Kickxellomycota; Kickxellomycetes; Kickxellales; Kickxellaceae. Gene Ontology annotation, molecular function: structural constituent of ribosome; small ribosomal subunit rRNA binding. Bases 123 to 461 code for a protein of 112 amino acids. The record is from RefSeq and is a predicted model, not a curated record. Gene Ontology annotation, biological process: translation. Gene Ontology annotation, cellular component: mitochondrial small ribosomal subunit; ribosome.